Camellia sinensis is the source of this 1145-nucleotide messenger RNA. Lineage: Eukaryota; Viridiplantae; Streptophyta; Magnoliopsida; Ericales; Theaceae. The record is from RefSeq and is a predicted model, not a curated record.
CUCCGUAAUUCUCAUUCCUGUUCUCUCUAGUAAGCUCUCUCUGUGGACAUUUUCACUCUCUCUCUCUCUCUCUCUCUCUCUCUCUUCUUCUAAUGGACGGAGGAGCUCAGUACAAUCCUCGCACUGUCGAAGAGGUUUUUAGGGAUUUCAAAGGUCGACGAGCCGGCAUGAUCAAAGCUCUCACCACAGAUGUUGAAGAGUUUUAUCAGCAGUGUGAUCCUGAGAAGGAAAACCUGUGCUUGUAUGGAUUUCCAAGUGAGCAAUGGGAGGUCAAUUUACCUGCUGAAGAAGUGCCUCCAGAACUCCCAGAGCCUGCAUUGGGUAUUAACUUUGCCCGAGAUGGGAUGCAGGAAAAGGAUUGGUUAUCCCUUGUUGCUGUCCACAGUGAUGCAUGGUUACUUUCUGUCGCCUUCUAUUUUGGUGCUAGAUUCGGAUUUGAUAAAGCUGACAGGAAGCGACUUUUCAAUAUGAUAAAUGAUCUUCCUACAAUAUUUGAAGUUGUUACUGGUGCUGCAAAGAAACAACAGAAGGAGAAAUCUUCAGUCUCAAAUCAUAGUAGCAACAAAUCCAAGUCAAACUCUAAAGUGCGGGGAUCCGAAUCUCAAACAAAGUUUUCAAAGCCACAGCCGAAAGAUGAAGAGGAGGGUUUGGAUGAGGAAGAUGAAGAUGAGCAUGGAGAGACCUUGUGUGGGGCGUGUGGGGAGAACUAUGCAUCGGAUGAAUUCUGGAUCUGUUGUGACAUAUGUGAGAAGUGGUUCCAUGGCAAGUGUGUGAAGAUUACCCCGGCUAGGGCUGAGCAUAUUAAGCAGUACAAGUGCCCAUCCUGCAGCAACAAGAGAGCUCGUCCUUGAUAUAGCUGGGAACAUAUCAGGCAACUUGCUUUAGUGUGAAGUACAUGCAAAGAGUUGAUCUGUUGACAUUGACCAUGCCAUGGCGUGAUCCAAGGCUUUGUUUUCAGCUUGAUUUUUCAAUUAAAUUUUUAGCUUGCAGCCUUUGUUCUAUUGCAAGUUUUGAACAUCUAGGGUAAUGUUUUUUUUUGGGUGUGCGUGUGCACGCACGUCCCAUGUAAUAUGUGAAUUAGGCUCUUAAAUUGUUUUUAGCAUUAUUAUUGUUUAAUAGAUAGGAUCCUAGUAUGUUAUCCUCUU